Molecule: messenger RNA, 915 nt
Organism: Cryptomeria japonica (Japanese cedar)
Lineage: Eukaryota; Viridiplantae; Streptophyta; Pinopsida; Cupressales; Cupressaceae
Product: polyamine oxidase 6-like
Exons: 4
Coding region: 211-915 (234 amino acids)
Molecular function (GO): oxidoreductase activity
Source: RefSeq, a predicted model, not a curated record
UAUCCUGCCUAGUGUGUUGUGGUGCACCCUUAUAAGCUGGCCUCAUUAUCAACUGAUUUCAGUUCAAAGCUUUCCAUAUUGCUGCAAAAGAGCGGAGGGGAAGACAUUUCCAUUUUGGCUUCACAGAGGACAAUUGGACAGAAUGGCUUGAUUGCUCAUUCUCAGCCUUACUUUUCAAUUGAGCCCAUGUAUUGACUUUAGCUCUGAUUUAUGUUUUCAUAUAGUGUUCUCAUCACGCCCUUGGAGAUGGCUAUCGAUUUCUUCAUGCACGACUUCGAAAUUGCAGGUUUGAUCAGCAUGUGUCGUUUAUUACUUUAUGGGCCAAUUUUACUGGGUAUUAUGGAACUAAUGUUAAGUCUGGGUAUGGACUCUGGAUGUCCAGAGCCUCCUAGAGUGACAAGCUUGAAGAAUGUGGAGCCCAACCCUCCGUUCGAGGAAUUUGGAGAAGAUGAGUAUUUUAUAGCAGACAGUCGAGGUUAUGAAUGCAUUGUUCAUGGGAUAGCCCACGAAUUUCUUCAUUCUGCUAACGGAUCCAUUUCAGACCCACGUCUGAAGCUCAACAAGGUUUUUAGAGAAAUCGAAUACAGAAACAAGGGUGUGAAGGUUUCAACAGAGGAUAGUUCAGUUUAUACCGCAAAGAACGCCAUUGUAUCAGUCAGUGUGGGGGUUCUUGAAACAAAACUCAUCGACUUUAAACCUGACUUGCCUGUGGGUAUAUUUGUUUGUUUCACUUUCCAACAAGGUAUAUUAGCUUCUGGAAAAACACAUGCACCAGUUGGGGCAGUGUAUUUCACUGGAGAGCAUACCAGUCAGGAAUAUAAUGGCUAUGUCCAUGGUGCCUAUCUUGCAGAAUAUAAUGUGGAACAGGAGAAUGCAGAUGGAGAUGGAGAUGGAAAGGACAGCAUGGAUGGAUAA